Messenger RNA from Scylla paramamosain (green mud crab), 780 nucleotides. RefSeq names its product dromaiocalcin-1-like. The transcript has 6 exons. Lineage: Eukaryota; Metazoa; Arthropoda; Malacostraca; Decapoda; Portunidae. Bases 1 to 780 code for a protein of 259 amino acids. The record is from RefSeq and is a predicted model, not a curated record. Gene Ontology annotation, molecular function: signaling receptor activity.
AUGGAGACACGUCUGUUACUUCUGCUGGUGCUGUCCCCUACUGCGCUUGGGUUGAUGGUGGCGCGGUGUCCUGAGGGCUGGAAGGCACGCGGCAACACAGACGAAUGCUACAAGGUCCACUCUUAUGGCAGUGAUCGUACCUUUGACGACGCUAGGAUCUACUGUCAGGCACGCGGCGGGGACCUGGCCUACAUUAUCUCAGAGGGGCAGAGAGACUGGCUGGGGCAGCUCGUGGCGGCCACCGGGAACGUGGGCCAGAACGCCUACAUGUGGGUGGGAGCCAGGAACGUCGGCGGGUCCUGGAAGUGGAUAGAGAAUGAUGAACCUUUGGACAACAUGGUGGUGCAGUGGGAGGGGACUGGUGAAGGCGACUGUGCUGCCCUCACCCUCAACUCCAAGCUGAUCAAGCAAGACUGCGGCCAGCGACUCAAGUUCAUCUGCCAUAGAAAUAUACAAAUUCCAAUGGCUUGCGAUCACACUAUUGGCUGGGAGGAUGCUGAUAACAAGUGCUACAAGAAAUCCACCUCGCCCAACUCGUGGCAUGACGCGGAAAUCGAGUGUAGCAUAGAGGGCGGCCACCUGGUGUCCAUAGGCAGCGACUCUGAGCAACAGCUGGCCCACGAUCUGGCUCUGGAAGAACGGGACAAGGUCUGGAUUGGAUACACAGAGGAGGUGAGUGACCGAGAUCCUUAUUCAGAAACGCUUUGCUCUCUCACCAUGACUAUUUUCAAAGGCCACAGAGAUGAUCAGCUGGGUUCUCAAGAGUGCUUCUCUUGUUAA